Vitis riparia (riverbank grape) is the source of this 2772-nucleotide messenger RNA. RefSeq names its product transcription factor GTE2. Lineage: Eukaryota; Viridiplantae; Streptophyta; Magnoliopsida; Vitales; Vitaceae. The transcript is spliced from 3 exons. Bases 234 to 2087 code for a protein of 617 amino acids. Gene Ontology annotation, molecular function: protein binding. The record is from RefSeq and is a predicted model, not a curated record.
UUGUUCUUCGUUCUGGUGAGGGUCAUCGAAGCCCUCGUGACUUACUCCCUACGUUCCCCUUUUUCACGCUUCUCUGCCUUUUUUAUGCCUUCUUUCCUGCAGUUACUCUCCGGCCGGUGGUAGUUGAGACUCCCGGCGCCCCGACAUGAGUUCCCGCCAUUCCCAGAGACCGAGGUUUUUCGCCGGCGAUUAGCCGGUAUCCGACGAAUCCGGCACCGGAACCCUGAUUGCACAUGGCAUCGGCCGUUUUGGCUAGUCGGAAUGAAGCGUAUUGGGGGGAACGAAAGGUUUAUAUGAGGAAAUACACCAACAACAACAAUUCUCGUCUCAAGUUCAUUCCUAACCCUAACCCUAACCCUAACUCUGAUCUUAAUCUUAGUAGGCAGAUCCAUGAUCUUCCAAGCAAGGCUCAGUUUCGCCGCACCAACGAGCCACCGGCAGCCUCUCUUCUUUCACCCGUGGCCAAUGAUUCGUCGUCACUCAACCGGAAAGCGAUUAGCCUCAACGAUCGGAAGGAGUCAUCUCAGGGUGGAUAUGUCACCUUCAAUCUCGGUGCGUAUUCGAGAAGAGAGCUGAAGGAGCUAAAGAAGCGCUUGUUAUUGGAGCUGGACCAGGUCAGGAACCUGAGGAAUCGGAUCGAAUCGAGAGACUUCGAAUCCAGAUCUGUAUACCCUGCUCCUCACCUUUCUAGCAGCCAUGGUGGCAGAGAAGCCAUUUCCACACCUAGACCACCGCCUCUUCAAAUCAAGUACGCAUUGGAUUCGCCCGGCGCGGCUGCCUCCAAGGAGAAGCGUACUCCCAAGGCGAACCAAUGCUAUCCGCCGUCCGAAUUCUUGAUCGGAAAGAAUAAAACUGUAUCCCCGAAAAGUAAGAAGGUUUCGGGAAGCAAACGUAGCUUACCGGUUGCCUCGGGUAGAGAUUCAAAGCGUCCGAUGCCGGAGCCGGAGCCAUUAAUGGACAAACUUGUGUCGAGUAUGAUGAGAAGGUGUGGUCAGAUCUUGACGAAGCUGAUGAAGCACAAGUUCGGGUGGGUGUUCAAUAAGCCGGUCGAUGUGGUUGGAUUAGGGCUUCACGAUUAUCACAAGAUAGUCAAGCAGCCAAUGGACUUGGGCAGUGUGAAAUCCAAGCUUGAAAGAAAAGUAUACUUGUCACCACUUGAUUUCGCUUCAGAUGUUCGGUUAACUUUCAGAAAUGCAAUGCUUUACAAUCCCAAAGGCCAAGAUGUGUAUUAUAUGUCGGAAAACCUUCUCAGUCUCUUUGAUGAGAUGUUCAAUCCCGCCUACAGAAAGUUUGAGAACGAGGUAGAAGAAGCACGGCAUAGGCACUGGCCUUUGGCUCCAGUUCCAGCUCCAUCUAGGAUGGCCAAGAAAUCUGAUACGGUCAGAGCACAAGCUGCACAUUUGGAGCCUCCAUCAGCUCAGAUCCCGAUGCCAAUGUCUGCACCUGUUCCUGCCCCAGCCCCAACUGUGAAUCCCUUGGUGCCAAGAUCAUCCGGAAAGUUACCAAAGCCUAGGGCCAAGGACAAGGUCAAAAGGGAGAUGAGCUUUGAGGAGAAGGCCAAAUUGGGGAUGAAUCUUGAGAAUGUGCCCCCCGAGAAGAUGGAGCAGUUGGUGGCUAUCAUAAGGAAGAGAAAUCCCCACAUGGCUCAAGAUGGGGAUGAUAUCGAGCUUGAUAUUGAGGCUGUUGACAUUGAGACAUUGUGGGAGCUUGAUAGGUUCGUGAGCAACUAUAAGAAGAUGGAGAGCAAGAUUAGGAGGCAAGGACUUAUUAUGAACCAGACUCUGGCUACCCAACUCAACAAGUCUCCUGUGACUGAUAAUCCUGACGCGGGGCAGAAGAACAAGAAAGGUGAAAUAGGGGAGGAGGAUGUUGAUAUUGGAGAGGAGAUGCCGGUGAGUCACUUCCCACCUGUGGAGAUAGACAAAGAUGCUGCUUAUGCCAGCAGCAGUUCACGUAGUUCCAGUGGCUCUAGUUCUAGUAGUGAUGACUCCUCAUCCAGUGAUUCAGGCAGUUCUUCUGGGAGUGAUUCUGAUGCAGACAGUGUUCAUUCGCCCUGUGCAGAAUCCAAGGACGCAUCUGUGACCUAAAAUGAUUGAUUAUUAGUGUGGACAAGUUUCAACUCUGGAGUGAAGGGAGGACUGGAUGUGUGAUUGAGACUGAGAAGUUACUUGACAUGGACAAGGAAACUUCUAGAAGCAGGCAGGUGAUUGAGGGGGUUCUGAAGUGUUCUCGGAAUUGUGGCUUUGUGGCUUUGUUUGCUAUGUUGUUUUUUUGUUUUGGAUGGUACAGAAUGGAUGAGAAACUGGAGUGAGCUGGAGAGAUUGGUGGGGGUUCCAUUUGUACCAUAUGUAAAGAGAGAAUGGCCUUAAUCCAGGAGAUGUUUUUAGAAACCAGGAGAUGAACGAAGUAGAUAGAUAGUAGGAGUUAGAAGAUAGGGUAGGUUUUUAGUGCAGGGGACCCAGAUAGAAGUGAGAAGAGGAUGGGUUGAGAUAUUUUUUGUAGGGUAUAACACCACCACAUGAUUUUCGGAGUGGUCAAGACGCAUAGCAGAAAAAUGUACAGAGAGAUCAAAGAGCAAAAGAAACCUUUGCCUUACCCAUGAAUGAGAUAGCAUGUGGUCUUUUUUUUUUUUUUUUGAAAUUUUCUGAAAGGAAAAAAACAGCUAUGUACCUUGCCCUCAUCUCCUUCUUCACCUUUGUCGAGCUUUUCUUUAUGCUUUUUAGCCUCCUUUGAUUGAAUUAAUGAAUACCCAACAAUUUCCUUCUUCCAUUA